Messenger RNA from Asparagus officinalis (garden asparagus), 1756 nucleotides. RefSeq names its product 7-deoxyloganetin glucosyltransferase-like. The transcript has 3 exons. Lineage: Eukaryota; Viridiplantae; Streptophyta; Magnoliopsida; Asparagales; Asparagaceae. The record is from RefSeq and is a predicted model, not a curated record. The coding region runs from base 74 to 1579 and encodes 501 amino acids. Gene Ontology annotation, molecular function: UDP-glycosyltransferase activity.
AAAAUAUUUAAUAAAUAAAGCACGCACUCCCCCAAAUAAAGCCUAGUUCUCAUCUCGCUCCUCACAACAACUAAUGGACGCAAAUGAUAAGCCGCACGCGGUAUGCAUGCCGUCCCCAGCACAGGGCCACAUAAACGCCAUGCUGCAACUGGCCAAGCUCCUCCACUCCCUCCACGACUUCCACAUCACCUUCGUCCUCACCCGGCUCAACUUCAACCGCAUCCUCUCCACCUCCGCCGGCGAUGAGCUCCCGCCGUUCUGCAACACCGUCCAGAGCGACGACCUGAUCAAUCAACCGUCUUCCUUCGAUGUUCUUCCUGAUUUUCGGUGUGAGGCAAUCCAGGACGGUCUCCAGAGAUCGGACCCCAACAGCGGCGAGGAGCUCUCAGAGCUUUGCGACAGUGUACGGAACAACCUAGCUGAUCACUUCAGACAACUGGUGAAGAGGCUGAAUCAUGAGAACAGAGGGCCGAAGGUUACAUGCAUAGUUUCAGAUACAUAUUCGAGCUUUACUCUUGACAUUGCGGCGGAGAUUGGAGUGCCUGAUGUGUCCUUCUGCUCUGUGUCCGCUUGUGGAUUCUGGGGGUUUUACUGUUUCAAGGAGCUUCUGGAGAGAGGGAUUGUCCCACUCAAGAGUGAAGAUGAUCUAAGCAAUGGAUAUCUCGAAACUUGCAUCGAUUGGAUACCGGGAAAAUCCAUGCGCUUGAGAGAUUUUCCAAGCUUUGUUCGAACAACAAACCCUAAUGAUAGCGUCUUCAACUUCUGCAAAGACGAGUCAGAAAACGCUAAAAAAGCCAAUGCGAUCAUCAUCAACACUUUCAAUGACUUAGAAGCUCCCGUUCUCGACGCAAUGUCAGCUCAGCUUCCUCCAGUUUAUGCUGUAGGGCCUCUAACCCUGAUGUGUGACAAAAUUCGCGACGCAGCGCUAAAAAACUUCAGGUUCAAUCUGUGGCAAGAAGAGUCAGCUUGUUUGCAAUGGUUGGAUCGAAAAGCAAACGGGUCGGUCGUUUACGUGAAUUUCGGCAGCAUGGCCGUCCUGAGUAGCGAACAACUAGUAGAAUUUGCGUGGGGGUUGGCUGACAGCGGCCGUGAGUUUUUGUGGGUGAUUAGGUCAAACAUGGUGUCAGGAGAUUUAGCUACAUUGCUCCCUGCAGGGUUCUCAUCAGCUGUAACAAGUGAGAGGGGUUUACUAACGAGCUGGUGUCCGCAAGGGGAGGUGCUCAUGCAUCCAGCGAUAGGGGGGUUUAUGACACAUUGUGGAUGGAACUCUACGAUGGAGAGUAUAAGUAGGGGUGUUCCGAUGAUUUGUUGGCCGUAUUUUGGAGAUCAACAAACAAAUUGUUACUACGCGUGCAACGAAUGGGGAAUCGGGGUGGAGCUCGGUAAUGACGUGAAGAGAAAAGAUGUUGAGGGGUUGAUUAGGGAGAUUUUAGGAGGGGAGAAGGGGAAAGAGAUGAGAGAGAUGACGUUGAAAUGGAAAGAGAGUGCGAUUAGGUCAACUGAACCAGGUGGAAAGUCUUUCAUGAACAUGGAGAAGGUGAUCAGGGAGGUUCUUCUAGAAGAUAAUAAACAUAUAUGAUUCUGUAUGUCGUAUAUAUAUGUAGCUUCCUUCCUUCUAUAUUUAUUUAUUUAAAUCUAUUGUAGUUUGAUCAUCAAUAUACCAGACUUCAAUGUCUAAUCAUAUCUUGUAAAGACUUGUAACAUGAAUAUAAAUCGCUUCGAAAUAAGUGUUAUAUAUGCCCGUGGAUUUGGCUUA